Molecule: messenger RNA, 1413 nt
Organism: Trametes versicolor FP-101664 SS1
Lineage: Eukaryota; Fungi; Basidiomycota; Agaricomycetes; Polyporales; Polyporaceae
Exons: 2
Coding region: 1-1413 (470 amino acids)
Cellular component (GO): mitochondrion
Source: RefSeq, a predicted model, not a curated record
AUGCACGACGAGUUCCAGUUGAUCGCUCGCAUCCCGUACCCCGUCACAGUCCCCAGGUUCUACACCGUUGCCAGCGAGGUUGCCACGAUGCGCUUCCUCCGCGCCAAGGGCCUGCCAGUGCCAGAGGUGUACGCCUACUCUGCCACGUCGGACAACGUGGUGGGGACGGAGUACAUCUUUAUGGAGUUCGUCAAGGGUCUGAAGCUCACAGACGUGUGGAUGGGGCUGAAGGAAGCGGAUCUCGCCUCCAUUAUGCGUCAGGUUGUCGAGCUCGAGUGUCGCAUCAUGUCGAUUCCCUUUCCGGCCGGUGGCAGCCUCUACUAUGCCGACGACCUGGAGCAGAUGACAAGGAGGAUGACGAAUAUCACCCCAAUGCCGCUCGACGACGAGCGCUUCUGCGUCGGCCCAGAUGUGCGCUUGCACAUGUGGUAUGGGCGGAGGUCGCAGCUCGAUGUGGAUCGAGGCCCGUACGAAGACACGGCGGGUGUACUCGCAGCAGCCGCACGUAAAGAAAUUGCAUAUCUGCAACGCUUCGGUCAAGCGCUGCUCCCGUUCCAACGCGCGAGGAGGGAGGCCUAUAAGCACAAGAAGCAAUCCCCCGUGGAUCAUAUCGAAAAUCUCGAGCGCUACCUUCGCAUGGCCCCCUUGCUCGUCCCCGAAGACCCAUCCCUCCAUGCGUUUCGUAUCCGCCAUCCUGACCUCCACCCCAGCAACGUGAUGGUAUCGGCCUCGCCAGACUCUGGCCCCUUGGAGAUCGUCGGCCUACUCGACUGGCAACACACUUCCAUCUUGCCCCUAUUCCUCCACGCCGGCAUACCAGGUCGCCUGCAGAACUACGGCGACCCGGUCUCGGAGUACCUCAUCCCACCGUCGCUGCCGGCGAACGCGAGCACACUGGACGAAGACGAGCUGAUAGCGGCACUCGGACGCCACCACGCCCGUCUCGUGCACUUCCACUACGCCAAGAGCACAAAGAAGCUCAACACGCGCCACCACGACGCCCUAUUGGACCCGGUGUCUCUCUUCGCCCGUCGCCUCUUUGACCGAGCCGGUGCGCCCUGGGAGGGCGAGACGCACGACCUGAAGGCGCUGCUAGUCGAGGCGACGGAGAGAUGGGACGCGCUUGCGGGGGCGGGUGUGCCGUGUCCGGUCGAGUUCGAAGCCGACGACGUACGCAAAACGAAGGAGUUUAGCGAACGGCUGCAGCUGUCCGACGAGAACUUCGAGACCGUGCAAGCAGCGAUCGGUUUUGAGACGGAGACGUGGGUGCCUACCGAGCACUACGAGCUCGCCAAGGCCCGCGCCGCGAUUCUGAAACAGGCUGUUUUCGAGCAAAUUCCGGAAGGGGAGGAGCGAGACAAGUUUCUGGCGAAUUGGUUCUUGGACGACAUGGACGAGGAGGAUUAUUUGUGA